Rhipicephalus sanguineus (brown dog tick) is the source of this 1419-nucleotide messenger RNA. RefSeq names its product E3 ubiquitin-protein ligase MARCHF3. The record is from RefSeq and is a predicted model, not a curated record. Lineage: Eukaryota; Metazoa; Arthropoda; Arachnida; Ixodida; Ixodidae. Gene Ontology annotation, biological process: protein ubiquitination. Gene Ontology annotation, molecular function: ubiquitin-protein transferase activity; zinc ion binding. The transcript has a single exon. Bases 161 to 934 code for a protein of 257 amino acids.
UAGCUCGAGCGAGGAAGUGAGCGUGGUUGCCCUGCAAUCAGGUAGAAGUGACGACUACGGCUUGAAUUUUUCGUGAAUAUAACGCACGAAAACUGCGCUGGCCAGACCACUGGACACCUGCGAUCACAUUUUCGCAAACACGGAAGAGAAGAGCAGCCGUAUGUCCUCAUCGUUGCCUUCCUCGUCGCGGUGUCCAGAGACCGAAGAUGCUCUUCGUAUCGUGUCCUCUGACACUGAGCCUUCAGAAUCAAAUGCAAUCAACGACCAGCCAGCAUUUGUAAACUCGGGUCUCGAGGCCGAAAACGAUGCCGACGCGCUGUCCAGGGACGAUCGAGCACCGUCUCCGAGAAGCCCUGAAGCGGUAACAGACUCCGAGGACGAACCUACGUGGGGCGGCGUCUUCCUCGAUGCGACCACUGGUUACCGCGACGGGGGCAGCGCAGCUAUGUGCCGGAUCUGCCACGAAGGCGACCAAAAGGAACAGCUCGCACGUCCCUGCAGCUGUUCUGGAACCGUAGGCUUCGUGCAUAUGUCCUGUCUGGAGCACUGGCUUAAUCAGCGGAACGUGGACUUCUGCGAACUCUGCGGUCAGCGUUUCCGGACGGUCGCCCAGCCUAUGACAGCGCUCUGGUUCUUCCAUUGGGUAUCACAUAACGCGGGACAGCUGCAGCGAGCAUUUCUCUGCGACCUGCUCGGAUUAGUCAUGCUGAUACUCGUCGCUGUGUGCGUGUUUUGCCUGCUGUCGAGAGUGUCACUUCAAUCGGACAGCGUCACCUGGUACGUCGUCUUUCUCUAUGCGGUAAGCAUCGUCUCUCUCAGUGUUUACGUGGUUUAUGCGCUCAGCAGGGCACGUAUUCAGUACCGUCAGAUCCUGGCGUGGCAGGCGGCACAUCCGAUGCGCCGGAUCAUGGUGGAGCUUCCGCCAGGGCAGUAACCUUUGGCCGUACAGAACGCAACGACUCGCGGACAGCCGGCGAGCCAGAGAGAUCCGGAAGUUGUCGUCGCGACAAGCGUCAACAAAAAAGAACCAGUGAUGCAGCGUCAACAUGGCUGCCGCAAAUGCAAGCCGUUUGAAAUGCCGCCAAAAAGGUUUUGCAAGAAAACCGCUCAGUGGCUGCUGCAGACCAGCUGCCAGUUUGAGGUGCUCGGAGACAUGUGUACAUCACUGUUUGAAUGAGUCAGUGUUGCUAAUGCUUUAUGAGCAUUCUAGUUCCUGAAUUUGAGGAUGUCGUGUCAUUUGCUAUGUAAAUUUAUUUGAAAGUUGUGUUCUAGAUAAUCAUGUCAUUUUGCACGGUUUUAGUAUUUUUAAUGUUCCGCUGUCGUCCAAAUAAAAUCCUAGAUGCAGAGCGAAGUUGUAUAUGACUAGUUGGUGGAAUUUCGCUGUGUCCACCGACAGGAAACCCCCCCAAUUAAGUGCAA